Molecule: messenger RNA, 1290 nt
Organism: Gilbertella persicaria
Lineage: Eukaryota; Fungi; Mucoromycota; Mucoromycetes; Mucorales; Choanephoraceae
Exons: 2
Source: RefSeq, a predicted model, not a curated record
UAUAAAUCAUCUUAUUCUCUCUCUCUUUCUCUCUCUACAUACAAACAUGCCCUCCGACCCAAGAAAGCAAAAAGAGCCUCUCGAUUUACCUCCUCCAUAUACACCUACUGACAAUAAUGCUUCUUCUUCUUCUUCUCAACUACCCACAUAUUCACAGCAACAUUAUUCUCACGAAGCACCCGUACUAGAAAGUCUGCAGAGAUCAAUGGAUCAGGAAAAAAGACAGCAAGCUCCAGGUCUAGUCGAAAGUGUACUUGGUUUGGCUGGAAAUAUAGUCAAUGGUAUUACUUCAACGACUACUCAAGUGACCCAUGGAUCAGGACAGGCUGCUAUUGCUCAUUCUGGUAAAAUGGCUAUGGACUAUGUGAAUAGUUUUGUCAACGAUUAUUUAGAGAGAAAAGGAGAAAAGCAACGUUUGAAGGAAUCAAGACGAGAAAUAAAACGUGAAUACAGACAAGAACGAAGAGAUCUUAGGCAAGAAAUUAAACAAAAAAGAAGAGAAACAAAAAGAAAAUCAAAGGCAGAUCCUGCUUGUAGCAGCGCUACCAGUAACACUAGUGGACAUUCAGAUCAAGAUAUCAAAAUGGAAAAGACAAAUCAGCCUAUCAACCUUGACAGUUGGGUUGGCAAUUCCUGCUCUCUCAAAACAACUAAUAGUGGCAUUCGUGUUCAUGGGUCCCUGACAGCCUCUGAAUUCAUUUGUUUGGAAGCAGCUCAAGGUACAAUUGUUAUUGAUGGCUCUCUUUCGUCGAGACAGACAAUUCAAGCAAAGACAAAAAAUGGGGCUUUUGUUGUUUAUGGCGAUUCUAUUGUUACCCGAGAUCUAAAAGUAUCACUCACAAAUGCUCCUAUUCAACUUCAUACGUCUAUUGAAGCAGACAGUGUUGACCUUGAGACUAAAAAUGCUCCUGUUAUUGUAGAAAAUGUAUCGAUCGGAUCCAAGCUUUCUGUUAAGAGUACAAAUUCACCAGUACAAGUACAUAUCAGUGAUAUCAGGAGUCAAUUUAGUAAAAUAGAGAUUCAGACGACAAAUGCGCCUAUCAACGUUUAUGUACCAAGCAAUUUUAGUGGUUAUUUUCAUGUGAGUUCAAGUACAGAGGCACAAGUGGUUAGUAGAUCUACAGAACACUUGCAGUUUAUGAAGCACGACACGAAAUUAAAAGAAGGCAAUUAUGGACGGUCGAAAACAGAUAUUGAAAUUCACAUCAAAACAACAAAUGCGUCUGCAAUUCUACAUUUUUAAAUAAACAAAACAAUUGCAUCAUGUUAAAAAGGAGACUCCUUUUUUUU